This is a messenger RNA of Closterium sp. NIES-67, 563 nucleotides long. NCBI's taxonomy places the organism in Eukaryota, Viridiplantae, Streptophyta, Zygnematophyceae, Desmidiales, Closteriaceae. The record is from the annotation of a GenBank genome assembly.
GUAAGGCGGGGAUGCGGGACGACGAGAAGCAGGUUGCGCUGGAGGUUGAGGUGGGGCAGCUGAGGAUCCGAAAUAUGGAUCUAAAGCUGAAGCUAGACCGCCUCUCCGCUGCGCUGAAGGACUCCCGCGAGAGAGAGGCGCAAGCCGUGAUCGCCCUUGAGAAGGAGAAGGAGGAGGUGGCGAGGGAGGUUGAGGCGGGGCAGUGGCGGAUAAAGCAGAUGGACCUGCAGGUGACCAUAAAGAAGCUGCGGGAGGAGCUUAAAACGAGGACGGAGGAGCAUGCGGCAGAGGUUGCUCAGCUGAAGGCUCAGGUGCAGCAGAAUAGCCUAGAGGGAGGAGGAGCGGGAAGCAAGAAAUGGAGGAGAGCAGAGUAGCAGGAGGACUGGGGAGUGAUCUGGCCAGUCCCACUGGUAGCGACGUGUCUACUGCUUCUGCUGGUGCCUCGGACCCUGCCGCCGCCGCUGCUGCUGCUGCUGCCUCUGCUCUCCCUCCUACCCCCUCUGCUUCGGGUUCCGCGCCAGGAACACCCGGAGCACGGGCAUUGACUCGCGUGCUCUCAGGCU